AUGAAGUUGUUUCUUGCACUAGUGGUCUGCCUGCAGCUGUUUACGUCCUGGGCUAUGGCAUUAAACUCUUACGUAGCAAUAGCAUGUAAUGGGCAAGAAGCACUAGCUGUGGCAGAACUGGCAGUUGACCACAUCAACAAAGACCGAAAGCAUGGAUACAAGUUAAGCCUGGACAGAAUAGAAAAUGCCCAGGAAAUGAAGGAGGCAAAUGAGACUACUGUCCAUUAUUUGGAUAUUGAUGUCCGAGAGACUAAGUGCCCUGCGCUGAGCAAUAAACCCCUUACGGAUUGUGAAAUCCGAUCAUUCAAGGAAACUAAAGUGGAAGGAGAUUGUAAGGUAAUCGUUGAGACCAAAUCCGGAGCUCCUGGUCACGUGAAAGGCUACAGGUGCGAAAUAUCUCCAGAUUCAGCCGGAGAUGUUUUUGAAAAAUGUCCUGAAUGUCCACACCUAAUACUUAAAAAUAGCGCUGAAGCUCAACAUGCUGUACAGGUCUCACUUGAAAAAUUCAAUCACAUUAACAACCAUAAACACGCCUUUGAACUUGAAGAAGUAACACGAGCUUCCUCAAAGGGUCCUCAGACUGCAGUGUUGGUGGAAUAUAUCAUUCGUGAGACACCAUGUACCAGAGAUAGUGAUGUGUGUCCUACAAUUGCCCUUUUAGAUCCUGAUCAUGGAUUCUGUGCAGCCACUGUCACUCCUGUGAAUUCUACUGAUGAGACAAUUGAGGUAGCUUGUGAGCUCUACGCCAGUAAGGGUGCUGGAUCAAAGAGUUCUCAUAUUCAAUAA
This is a messenger RNA of Carcharodon carcharias (great white shark), 786 nucleotides long. RefSeq names its product alpha-2-HS-glycoprotein-like. Gene Ontology annotation, cellular component: extracellular region. Lineage: Eukaryota; Metazoa; Chordata; Chondrichthyes; Lamniformes; Lamnidae. Gene Ontology annotation, molecular function: cysteine-type endopeptidase inhibitor activity. Gene Ontology annotation, biological process: negative regulation of endopeptidase activity. The transcript has 7 exons. The coding region runs from base 1 to 786 and encodes 261 amino acids. The record is from RefSeq and is a predicted model, not a curated record.